Molecule: messenger RNA, 1829 nt
Organism: Acyrthosiphon pisum (pea aphid)
Lineage: Eukaryota; Metazoa; Arthropoda; Insecta; Hemiptera; Aphididae
Product: ATPase family AAA domain-containing protein 5
Exons: 5
Coding region: 241-1380 (379 amino acids)
Cellular component (GO): nucleus
Molecular function (GO): DNA binding; ATP binding; ATP hydrolysis activity
Source: RefSeq, a predicted model, not a curated record
UUGCAUUCCGUCAGUCCGAUAAGAUGCGAUAACCGUGGACUGUCUGAGAAUAAUAUUACUGCUAUUUAUGAAUUAAUAAAGUAUGAAUAAAUUGCGUUAGUUGUACAAAUACACAAUUCAACAGUUGUCAUGUCACAACUCUUUUUUAAACAAUAAAAUCUGUUAUCGUCACUGAAUGUCAAUUCCAUUGCUGUGAUUUCUACCAACAAAGUUUGAGUGAUCAUCAUCAGCGUACUGACGAUGGUUGGACGCACGGCUAAGAGGUCAUCGGAUGACUGCGUUUUUGCGGACACAAAGAAAAAGAAAAUUUCCAAAGAAAAAGGAGAGACAGAUACAGUGGUGUCCAAUGAAAAAUCGUCCACGCUCUGCAACGGCGACUUGAGGCAGAAAAAGGCAUUUUUUGCAUAUUUCGGUAAGUCAUUUGAUGAGGGCAAAAACAGCUCUGUCGUCUACAAUGAUGACAAUUCGAAAACCACCGAUUCCAACAACAGUGUGACAAAACAGAAUAUCAUCAUUAAAACUAGUAGUUGUGGUGAUAGUUCAAAAACUCCGAUAGUCAUUAACACAAAGAAAAAAGAUGUUCAGCUGCCCAAUGACGCUGUUUGUAUCAUUAAGAGUAAUGCCAACUUGCCUUAUAUCAGUAGUUUUGUUGAAGAAUUCGGAUGUUUUCCUAAGAUCACACAUGCUAACCAUUUGACAUCUUUGAGGUCAUCAGAUCCUAUACUCUAUUUGAAGGAAGAAGUAUUCCAUGAUAAUUGUAAUAAAAACUCUAUUCUUACAUUUAAAACUGUUCACUCUUUACCUAAGCGCCUAGUAUUAGAGCCCUACCAAAUGGAAAUUAAUUUUCCAUACAUGAUUUCAUCUUUAAAAACAUCUGUACCAAAUUUUCCAGUUUCAGAUUUUCAUAAAAAUUUGAAGAAAAAACAUUCAAUGGCAAAAAAAUCUACGACAGAUAUUGAAUCUAUGUGGAUUGAUAAAUAUAAGCCAAUGUGUAAAGAAGAGGUGCUUGGCAAUGGUAAACUUGUUAAGGAUUUGAAGAAUUGGUUAGCACCUAAUAAGAAAAAUUCUAAAAAGUCAAAAAAAGGUCAAAAGUAUGAUGAUGAUGAUGAUUUUAUCUUUGAUAGUGAUAGCGAAUCUAGUUGUAAACAACAACUUAACUUAGCAAUUUUACUUGGACCUAGUGGUUGUGGUAAAACUAGUGCAGUUUAUGCUAUAGCCAACGAACUUAAUGCAAAUGUGAUAGAGUUGAAUGCUUCCUGUAACAGAAAUGGAAAACGUAUUAUUACUGAUUUAAUGGAAGCUACACAAUCACAUGCAGUAGAAAAAAACUGUUUAUUAAAUCUACUAAAAGGUUUAGUAUAUAAUAUAGACUAUAUUUGAGGCGUUACGUAGCAAAGUCAGCAAUCUCCAAACGCAGUGAUUUUUGGUAAAUGUAGAAAAACUGUUACCUUAAUUUCUUGUAUUUUUCCAUGAUAUUUUAUUUUUGUUGAUUAAUAGUGAAAGUUUGGUGUUAUUCCCUGUAUUCAUAUAAUUUGUUAAAUGUCGAUAACAUUAAAUAAUAAAGGAGGGAAAAUGGACUUUGUCAAAUUUGCUGCGGAACCCAAGGAGAUUGCCGCUUUUGCCACAGAAACGUAGAUAAUGUAUUAUAUGGUAUUAUGAUUGGAGAUUGCUCUCUUUGCUGCAAUCAGCUAGUAUUAAAAUGUUUUUAUCUCAAUGGGGUAUUAUAUGUAAUAAGAAUUAGUGUUACCAAUCGACACAGAGUAAAAAGUAUUAUAUGAAUAUUAUCAAAACAUUUAUUUCAAAAAAACUGGAGAUCGCUGACUGCCACG